Molecule: messenger RNA, 2540 nt
Organism: Dendroctonus ponderosae (mountain pine beetle)
Lineage: Eukaryota; Metazoa; Arthropoda; Insecta; Coleoptera; Curculionidae
Gene: Sulf1
Product: extracellular sulfatase SULF-1 homolog
Exons: 9
Coding region: 419-2482 (687 amino acids)
Molecular function (GO): glycosaminoglycan binding; N-acetylglucosamine-6-sulfatase activity
Source: RefSeq, a predicted model, not a curated record
UCAAGUCACGCACAGUCAAUCAUCCGCCAUUAGUCACCAGACAUUGACAUUCGGCCCCACUUUGAAGGCUAGCAACUCGAUUUUCACCACGAAUUUGACUCAUUUGCCUCAACAACAUAAUAUUAUGAUCUAUUUGCGCUUAAAUUGCCCCUAGUCUUCGGCCGAACGCACUUUUGAUCACCCAGUACAUCAGCAGUUGGCUUAAUUGAACAAGACGGAUGGGCAAGUGCAGUGCAGCCAGCCCAGUCGACAUAGAACACGCUAACAAAGCGAGUACCAAGCGGCCAAUGGUACCGACCGUUUAGGUUAGACGGGGCUCUUAAUUCGACCAAUGGCGUCGUAGGUAUGCACCCUUUGGCCGACUCUCAGCGCAAGUGGCUGCGAUUGAUCCACAAACUUUAGAUAUUCCUGCCAGGAGAUGGACAGGGGCGUUCUAUUGGUCCUGAUGGCCUGCGCCGCAGUGGUUGUAGGCGAUGUGUCCAGUAGGCGCAAACAACGGCCGGCUAACAUCGUGCUAUUCCUUACUGAUGACCAGGACGUAGAGCUGGGCUCCCUCAACUACAUGCCGAAGACCUUGAAGCACGUGCGCGACCAGGGAGUGGAAUUUCGGCACGCCUACGUCACUACCCCUAUGUGCUGCCCGUCGCGCAGCUCCCUGCUUACUGGGAUGUACAUUCACAACCAUCAGGUGUUCACUAACAAAGACAACUGCUCGAGCCCCCGCUGGCAGGCCACCCAUGAAACAAAGUCGUUCGCCACCUAUCUGUCCAACGCCGGCUACCGAACAGGAUAUUUUGGAAAGUACCUGAACAAGUACAACGGGACUUAUGUGCCGCCCGGCUGGCGCGAGUGGGGCGGCCUCAUCAUGAACUCCAAGUACUACAACUACUCGCUCAACAUGAACGGACAGACAAGGCGGCACGGGUUCGAGUACGAGAAGGAUUACUACACGGAUGUGAUAGCGCGGGAUUCAAUCAACUUCAUCCGACACUCCAAGAAGCAGUAUCCGAAUAAGCCGAUCAUGCUGGUGCUGGCGUUUCCUGCGCCCCACGGGCCGGAAGACUCCGCCCCGCAGUACGCCCAGCAGUACUUCAAUGUCACCACCCAUCACACUCCAUCCUACAACUACGCCCCAAACCCAGACAAGCAGUGGAUUCUACAGGUAACCGGGCGGAUGGAAGCGGUGCACAAGGACUUCACUGACUUGCUGAUGACCAAGCGGCUGCAGACGCUGCAAUCGGUGGACGACGCGGUGGAGGCCGUAGUCAAAGAGCUGCAUCACUUGGAGGAGCUGGACAACACCUACGUGGUCUACACGAGCGACCACGGCUACCACUUGGGGCAGUUUGGGCUGAUAAAGGGCAAGAGUUUCCCGUUUGAGUUCGACGUUCGCGUGCCGUUCCUAGUGCGGGGCCCUGGAAUAGAGCCGGGGGCCACUUUGAAUGAAAUCGUGCUCAAUAUCGACCUGGCGCCCACUUUCCUGGACUUGGCGGGCGUGCGUGUGCCGCCCCAGAUGGACGGCCACUCCAUCCUCCCGCUACUCUUCAACCGGAGGCGCGUUAAAUGGCACGACACCUUCCUAAUUGAAAGCUCGGGCCGCAGGGAGACGCCCCAUUUGGAGACAAAAAGACACGAAGGCAACCUGCUACAGUACUCAGUACCUCAAAACGCAAGCGACCUCAACAACGAGCUGCUAGUGCAGCUGUUCAAGAACACGCCCCUUGACGGGGCCAAGGCCAAACCUGGCGACUAUUUGAGCACCAACUUGAUAACCAGGAAAGGGGGAGCACUAUCCAGGGCCAGCCGGGACGCCUUCAAGUGCCUGAAUGAGGCGCAGUGGCCCUGCAGGGGCCGGCAACGCUGGUUUUGCAAGCAGGAGAACGGCAAGUGGCGCAAGUACAAAUGCCGCGAGGAAAAAGCGGUGCUGGACGACGAGGAGAAGCAGUGUGUGUGUUUCACUGCUGAAGGCACCAUCAUCAAGCCAUAUCUGAAGAGGAAUCAACGCAAGGACGAGUACAAGUACUGCUUCUGCGACGAGGAGGGCCAGAGCCCUGGGGAGAAAGUGGAGGAUCUGGAGGAGAAAACCCGCUUGCGCAAGCAGAAGAAACGGGAGGAAGUUUGCCAUCAUGAACGGAUGACCUGCUUCGAGCACAACAAUGACCACUGGCGCACCGCGCCCAGAUGGACGGGCGGCCAGUUCUGCUUCUGCAUGAACGCCAACAACAACACCUACUCCUGUCUGCGCACCAUCAACUUGUCCCACAACUUCCUCUACUGCGAAUUCACCACCGGUUUCAUCACCUUCUACAACCUACGCAUAGACCCCUUCGAGCUGCAGAAUCGCUACGAUCACCUCAACCGCACCGAGAGGGGCUUUCUGCACGACGUCCUCAAGCAGAUGGUCACCUGCAAGGGGGCCGCCUGCAUCCGCCAUCUCAACACCCCGCUGCGCCUUAGCGGCUUCCCGCAGGCCAGAAUUUAACAGCUCAUUACCCGUUUAUUAUUACUAGCAUAGAACAAUAAAUCCAUAUCAGUAUUAA